This is a messenger RNA of Peromyscus leucopus (white-footed mouse), 1467 nucleotides long. RefSeq lists its product as uncharacterized. NCBI's taxonomy places the organism in Eukaryota, Metazoa, Chordata, Mammalia, Rodentia, Cricetidae. Gene Ontology annotation, molecular function: calcium ion binding. The record is from RefSeq and is a predicted model, not a curated record.
GCCGUUUUCCCGACACACCAGAGGCAGACGCUCAGCGUCACCCACAGGUUUCCCGGAGGACUCUUAACGCCAGGAAUCCCACCCUCCAGUGUUUGGAUGCUUGACGAAGAUUCUUUGAAGUCUGCUUUUGGAAUCACAGAGCAUGGAUCCCAGCAGUGACUACCAUUUCCUCAACCACAUUUUGUGGAGAAGAGUGAAACUCACCUUGGUUUCUGGAAUCUUCGAGGGCGUGCUCCAGCAUGUGGAUCCUAACAAGAUUGUUGUCCUAAAAAAUGUGAAGAACGUAGAGACAGGCCGGAGUGUCCCAGGAGUGAAAAUGUUUUUUGGGCAUGAGAUUUUGAAUGUGGAACUAAUGGAUGAAGCAGAACAAGGUGCAUCGGGAGAAAAGGCAUCUUCUGUUAGCAUAAAUACAGAAAGAGCUGCACUGGAGAAAAUGAAAGACGAAGACCUAACUGUAUGUGAACCUGCUUCAUCUGCACCAGAGGCACCCACCAGCUCUUUACUCAGUGACCUCAAAUACUGCCCAUCGGAGGAAGAGGAGGUGACAUACACAGUCAUUGGUCAGUUCCAGCAGAAGUUUGGCGCUGCGGUAAGUACUGUCAGUCAUUUACAGUGUGGUCUUUUCUAUAGAUACCGUGUCUGUGUCUUACAAGUUGAUUUUAAGACCUUUGAUGUUUUCCCUAUUAACAGUAUUUUGGGACUAACUUUGUGCUCUUCAGUUUCCCACAGUCAGAUCACGCGCCUGUACAGCCGGUUCACCAGCCUGGACAAAGGGGAGAAUGGGACUCUCAGCCGGGAAGAUUUCCAGAGGAUUCCAGAACUUGCCAUCAACCCCCUGGGGGACCGGAUCAUCAAUGCCUUCUUUUCAGAAGGAGAGGACCAGGUAAACUUCCGAGGAUUCAUGAGAACUUUGGCUCAUUUCCGACCCAUUGAGGAUAACGAAAAGAGCAAAGAUGUGAAUGGACCUGAACCACUCAACAGCCGAAGCAACAAACUGCACUUUGCUUUCAGACUCUAUGAUUUGGAUAAAGAUGACAAGAUCUCCCGAGAUGAGCUGUUACAGGUACUACGAAUGAUGGUUGGAGUGAAUAUCUCGGAUGAGCAGCUGGGCAGCAUCGCAGACAGGACCAUCCAGGGCGAUCAGGACGGGGAUAGUGCCAUAUCCUUUACAGAAUUUGUUAAGGUUUUGGAGAAGGUGGAUGUAGAACAGAAAAUGAGCAUCCGGUUUCUUCACUAAAGGACAGGGACCAAAUUAUUCUUGCUUUCUAGUAUUUAAGAACUGGAACUUCCUUCUGUCCUCCAACCCCACCCUGUCCCAUCAUCCCCCUUUCCCAGAAUACUACUGCUCUUGCAUGACAACCUGAAGUCUUUCUUGUCCACACAGACUUGCCUUUGGUGUAUAAACAGGGCGUUACAGAAUGGUACCCUCAGUCUUUUUCUGUUCAGUAUGCACCCACCAGGUCUCUA